AUGGCUAGAAGAACAGGUGGUUCCCGUCCAACCGUUUCCCGCUCUGCACCAACUCAGAGCAGAUCUGCUCACUCUGCUGCUAUUCCACAGCACCAGGCUCCUCCACACCAGCCAACCGCCUACUCUCAACCAGUUCAACAACAGCCUCAACAGCCAGGUAUGUUUGCACAGAUGGCCUCCACCGCUGCCGGUGUUGCUGUUGGUUCUGCCGUUGGUCACACCAUUGGUGCCGGUAUCACUGGUAUGUUUGGUGGUUCCUCCUCCUCCCAGCAGGUUGACCAACAACAACAACAGGCUGUCCAACAGCAAGCCGUCCAAACCCAGCAGCAGCAAGGUGCUGCUGCCUGUGACGUUGAUGCUAGAAACUUUACCAGAUGUUUGAGCGACAACGACGGCAACAUGCAAAUCUGUGACUACUACUUGCAACAGUUGAAGGCAUGUCAAGAGGCUGCCCGUCAGUACUAAACUGGAUCAGACAUUCAUGCCACGUGAUAUAUUCCUUUAUUAUUAUCAUCACUAACUUAUUGACUCUAUAUCCAACCUUAUAAAUUAUGUAUAUACACAGA
Molecule: messenger RNA, 566 nt
Organism: Williopsis jadinii
Lineage: Eukaryota; Fungi; Ascomycota; Saccharomycetes; Phaffomycetales; Wickerhamomycetaceae
Gene: MIX17
Product: Mix17p
Exons: 1
Coding region: 1-465 (154 amino acids)
Biological process (GO): mitochondrion organization
Cellular component (GO): mitochondrion; nucleus
Source: RefSeq, a predicted model, not a curated record